Cinclus cinclus is the source of this 1832-nucleotide messenger RNA. It is a transcript of the gene PXK, whose product is annotated as PX domain containing serine/threonine kinase like. The record is from RefSeq and is a predicted model, not a curated record. Gene Ontology annotation, biological process: endosome to lysosome transport; early endosome to late endosome transport; protein phosphorylation. The coding region runs from base 79 to 1803 and encodes 574 amino acids. Gene Ontology annotation, molecular function: protein kinase activity; phosphatidylinositol binding; ATP binding. NCBI's taxonomy places the organism in Eukaryota, Metazoa, Chordata, Aves, Passeriformes, Cinclidae. The transcript is spliced from 18 exons. Gene Ontology annotation, cellular component: early endosome; late endosome; extrinsic component of endosome membrane.
UGUUGACAGCGGCGGCCGCGCCGGGAGCUGCCCCGGGAAGCGCAUUGGCGGCGCCGGUUCUCCGCUCGCAGCUCCGCUAUGGCCUUCAUGGAGAAGCCGCCGGCCGGCAAGGUGCUGCUGGACGACACGGUGCCGCUGACAGCGCAGAUCGAGGCGAGCCAGAGCCUGCACUCGCACACGGAAUACAUAAUCCGUGUCCAGAGAGGAGUUUCAACAGAAAACAGUUGGCAGAUUGUGAGGCGAUAUAGUGACUUUGACUUGUUGAAUAACAGCCUGCAGAUCUCAACUCUAAGUCUACCUCUUCCUCCAAAAAAGUUGAUUGGAAAUAUGGAGCGUGAAUUCAUCGCUGAAAGACAGAAGGGACUCCAGGCCUAUCUGGAUGUAAUUACUACCCAUCACAUACUGUCUAACUGUGAACUGGUAAAGAAAUUCUUGGACCCAAACAGCUAUUCUGUAAAUUACACUGAAAUUGCCUUACAGCAUGUUUCAAUGUUCUUCCGAUCAGAGCCAAAGUGGGAAGUAGCUGAACCAUUAAAAGAUAUAGGUUGGCGAAUACGUAAGAAAUAUUUCUUAAUGAAAAUUAAGAAUCAACCAAAGGAACGGCUAGUGUUAAGCUGGGCUGAUCUUGGCCCUGAUAAAUACUUGUCUGACAGAGACUUACAGUAUGCUGUGAAACUUCUUUCUUCCUGUUCUCAUCCCUAUAUUUACAAAAUCACUUUUGCUACUGCCAACGAAUCUUCAGCGCUGGUUAUUAGACCAUUCAGUGAAAAAGGGACACUAAAGGACCUUAUUUAUAAGGCAAAGCCAAAAGAUCCAUUCCUGAAGAAGUAUUGCAAUCCUAAAAAAAUUCAAGGUCUUGAACUUCAGCAAAUAAAAACAUAUGGAAGGCAAAUAUUAGAGGUAUUAAAAUUCCUCCAUGAGAAAGGAUUUCCUUAUGGCCAUCUUCACUCUGCCAAUGUGAUGCUGGAUGGGGAUACCUGCAAGUUGCUGGAUCUAGAAAAUUCCUUAUUGGGACUUCCAUCAUUUUAUCGCUCAUACUUUUCACAGUUUCGGAAAAUUAAUACUUUAGAGGGUGUUGAUGUUCAUUGCUUUGGACACUUACUGUAUGAAAUGACCUAUGGGAGACCUCCAGACACUAUUCCAGUGGAGAGCUUCCCCCCUGCUCCAUCAGUGUUUGUUGUGUCAGUGUUGGAGUCCAUUCUGACUUGUGAAGCUCUGAAGAAUGGGAUGCCAACUGUCUCACGGCUCUUACAGAUGCCAUUAUUCAGUGACGUCCUGCUAACAAACUCUGAGAAACCACAGUUUAAGAUUCCUACUAAGCUAAAAGAGGCAUUGAAAAUCUCCAAGGAAUGCAUAGAAAAGCGAUUAACAGAAGAACAGAAAUUGAUUCACCAGCACAGAAGGCUGACAAGAGCUCAAUCUCAUCAUGGCUCUGAAGAAGAAAAAAAGAAAAGGAAGAUCUUGGCACGAAAAAAGUCAAAACGCUCUGCCAAUGAAAGUGGGGAAGAACACUCAGCCAAAUACAGCAACUCAAAUAACUCAGCAGGCUCUGGGGCGAGUUCCCCUUUAACAUCUCCAUCAUCCCCCACUCCGCCCUCCACAGCAGGAGCAUCGUCCAUACCCCCAGCACCGCCCCCGCCGCCCCUGCCGCCAGCAGCUCCUCCCCCGAGCACAGAGGUGCCGACGGCGAGGCCCGAGGUCAGCGCAGGCCGAGGAGCCUUGCUCAGCUCCAUUCAGAACUUUCAGAAAGGAACUCUGAAGAAAACACAGACGUGCGACUACAGUGCUCCCAGGAUCAGCUGAGGCCACUGGUCACUCCAGGAUUCAAUUCC